Messenger RNA from Biomphalaria glabrata, 11251 nucleotides. Its product is annotated as voltage-dependent P/Q-type calcium channel subunit alpha-1A-like. The transcript has 41 exons. Gene Ontology annotation, biological process: calcium ion import across plasma membrane; chemical synaptic transmission. The annotation marks the transcript as partial. Gene Ontology annotation, molecular function: high voltage-gated calcium channel activity; calcium ion binding. Gene Ontology annotation, cellular component: voltage-gated calcium channel complex; membrane. NCBI's taxonomy places the organism in Eukaryota, Metazoa, Mollusca, Gastropoda, Planorbidae. The record is from RefSeq and is a predicted model, not a curated record.
UUCGAGUAUAUGGUGCUACUAACUAUCAUAGCCAACUGUAUUGUCCUGGCACUAGAGGAACACUUGCCGUCCAAAGACAAGACUCCUCUUGCAUUGCAGCUGGAUGAGACAGAAGUCUACUUUUUAGGAAUUUUCUGCGUAGAAGCCUUUCUGAAGAUUGUAGCUUUAGGAUUUUGUUUACAUAGAGGCUCUUAUUUACGAAACAUCUGGAACAUCAUGGAUUUUGUUGUUGUGGUCACAGGAUUUAUCACCAUUUUUGCCGCUGCUGGUUCAUCGGGUGCAUUUGAUCUUCGUACUUUGCGAGCAGUACGAGUUCUUCGUCCCCUAAAAUUGGUGUCUGGAAUACCUAGUCUUCAGGUGGUACUGAAGUCUAUCAUCAGAGCAAUGGCACCACUGCUGCAAGUUUGUCUGCUUGUACUUUUUGCCAUUGUCAUUUUUGCUAUCAUUGGCUUGGAUUUCUAUGUAGGAAUAUUUCACAAUGCUUGCUUUAUAAAGGGUGCAGUCACUCGUCGAGAGGAGGAUAUAGACCUGGGAGAUGAAAUAGACAUACGCCCCUGUUCCACUGAUCUUACAGUUGGCUUUCAAUGCCAGACCAAUAUAUCUAGCUGUAAAACUGGAUGGCGGGGGCCUAAUGCUGGCAUCACAAACUUUGAUAAUAUUGGCUUUGCCAUGCUGACUGUGUUCCAGUGUAUCACAAUGGAAGGGUGGACUAAUGUCUUAUACUAUACAAAUGAUGCCUUAGGAGGAACCUUCAAUGUUUUGUACUUUGUACCUCUUAUCAUUCUAGGAUCUUUCUUUAUGUUGAAUCUAGUUUUGGGUGUUCUAAGUGGUGAAUUUGCCAAAGAGAGAGAAAGAGUAGAAAACCGCAGAGCUUUUUUUAAACUUCGCAGGCAGCAACAAAUUGAAAGAGAGUUGAAUGGAUAUCUGGAGUGGAUCUGUAAAGCUGAAGAGGUCAUAUUGAGUGAGGAAAGAACUACAGAUGAGGAAAAAUUGAAAAUAAUUGAAGCAAGACGCCAGGCAGCAGCCAGAAAGAUGAAGCAGCUGAAAGCAGAAGAGAUAGAGAAUGACAAUGAAAAUGAUUUGUUGUCAACUACUGGUCCAGGCAAUUCUUUUACAAAGAGUUUCAAAAAGAGAAGAGCCAGUGCCAAAGGUUCUGAUUUCUGGCAGGCAGAGAAAAGAUUGCGCUACAAAAUCAGACAUCUGAUCAAAAGUCAACUCUUCUACUGGGUCGUCAUAGUCCUAGUUUUUCUGAACACUGUGUCAGUAGCUUCAGAACAUUACAAUCAACCAGACUGGCACACACAAUUUUUGUAUUAUUCAGAAUUUGCAUUUUUAGGUUUGUUUAUCUUUGAAAUGUUCAUCAAAAUGUAUGCCCUGGGAAUUCGCACAUACUUUCAUUCAUCCUUCAACAUCUUUGAUUGUGUGGUAAUUGUUGGCAGUAUCAUUGAAGUCAUUUGGUCUGAGUUUAAGCCAGGCUCAUCAUUUGGUAUCAGUGUGUUAAGAGCACUUCGAUUGUUGAGGAUAUUUAAAGUUACGAGGUAUUGGUCAUCAUUGAGAAACUUGGUCAUUUCAUUGCUGAGCAGUAUGAGGUCCAUCAUCAGUCUGCUGUUCCUCUUGUUUCUGUUCAUCAUCAUCUUUGCUCUGCUUGGAAUGCAGCUGUUUGGUGGAGAAAUGAACUUUGAAGAUGGUCGACCGUCUGCUCAUUUUGAUACAUUUCCAAUAGCCCUGCUGACAGUGUUUCAGAUUUUGACUAGUGAGGACUGGAAUGAAGUGAUGUACACAGGUAUCAGAGCUCAUGGUGGCACAGAGAAACAUGGCAUGUUCUUCUCAGCCUAUUUCAUUAUACUUGUCUUGUUUGGUAACUAUACUCUUCUCAAUGUGUUUUUGGCCAUUGCUGUGGACAAUCUGGCUAAUGCUCAGGAAUUAACUGCUGCUGAAGAGGAACAGGAGGAACAAGAAGCUGUGAGACGGAAGGAGAUGGCAGAACAAUACAAUGCUCAAGGGAUGCCACCACUGGUCAACAUAUGUCCACCCUCACCCCAGAACAAUGAUGAAAACAAAACUGCCAAUUUCAACUACACAAGCAACAGAGUGGACAUAAACCUAAGCAUGAACAACUUGAAAGACAACCGUGACAAGAAGAUCACCAUGGGGGCUGGACCUGACGUCGGUAACAAGACUUCCUCUGUGACAAUGCCACUGGCUAACAAUACAGAAGAUGACAUGUCAGAUACAGCCAGUACAACCAGCAGUGGUGCAGCUGAUGCUCCACCAAGAGUAAUGAAUCCAACAGAAAAUGGAGGUUUCACUGGACCCAAACCUAUGUUGCCUUAUAGUUCCAUGUUUAUCUUUGGUCCCACCAACCCAAUUCGUCGUUUCUGUCACUUUGUGGUCAACUUGCGCUACUUUGACCUGUUCAUCAUGAUAGUCAUUUGUGCCAGUUCUGUGGCACUUGCUGCUGAGGAUCCUGUGAAUGAUGACUCUCCAAGAAAUCUGAUUUUAAAUUACUUUGACUUUGUUUUUACUGGAGUUUUCACAAUAGAAUUAAUUUUAAAGGUAAUUGAUCUUGGUAUUAUCCUUCACCCUGGAUCAUACAUUCGUGAUCUUUGGAAUAUUUUAGAUGCUACAGUUGUUAUCUGUGCUCUGGUAGCCUUUGUUUUCAAUGACGGCGCUGGUAAAAAUCUGAAUACAAUUAAAUCUCUUCGAGUUUUGAGAGUGUUGAGGCCAUUGAAGACAAUCAACAGAGUUCCUAAAUUAAAGGCUGUGUUUGAUUGUGUGGUCAACUCGCUGAAGAAUGUCUCCAACAUCUUAAUUGUCUACAUUCUCUUCCAAUUUAUUUUUGCUGUCAUUGCUGUCCAGUUAUUUAAAGGCAGAUUUUUCUACUGCACAGAUGAGUCCAAGUCAACAAGAGAUGAUUGCCAGGGUCAGUUCUUCGAAUACAGUGGUUCAUCUGACCAGCCUGUUGUUACUGUUCAGAACAGAGAAUGGAGAAGACAAGAUUUCCAUUAUGACAAUAUUGUGAUGGCAAUGUUGACAUUGUUCACAGUUACCACAGGAGAAGGCUGGCCAAGUGUAUUAAAACAUUCCAUGGACUCAACCUAUGAAGACCAUGGCCCCAAGCCAGUUUAUCGAAUGGAAAUGUCUUUAUUCUACGUCGUCUUCUUCAUCGUCUUCCCAUUUUUCUUUGUGAACAUCUUUGUUGCUUUGAUCAUCAUCACCUUCCAAGAACAAGGAGAGAAUGAGCUGAUAGACCAAGAUCUGGAUAAGAAUCAGAAACAAUGUAUAGACUUUGCCAUCAACGCCAAGCCACACUGUCGAUUUAUUCCCAAGAACAAAAAUUCUGUCAAGUAUAAAAUUUGGCAGCUGGUUCAGUCCACCAAGUUUGAGUAUUUCAUCAUGGUGUUGAUUGCUUUGAACACUGUGGUCUUAAUGAUGAAGUACGAUGUUCCCAAAUCAAAGGCCAGUAACACGGAGUAUGGCCAAACACUUGUCUGGAUAAACAUUAUAUUCACUGCACUCUACACUAUUGAGUUUCUGCUCAAGUUUUGUGCCUAUGGAAAGAACUAUUUCCAUGACCCUUGGAAUGUUUUUGAUCUGACAACUGUCAUUGGAAGCAUCAUCGAUGUCGUCAUCACCCAUGUAUCCUCUCAGAAUUUUAACUUUGGUUUUUUCCGCUUGUUUCGAGCUGCUAGACUAGUGAAAUUAUUACGCCAGGGGUACACCAUUCGCUUACUGCUGUGGACUUUCUUCCAGUCAUUUAAAGCCUUGCCAUAUGUUUGCCUCUUAAUUCUAAUGCUGUUCUUCAUCUAUGCCAUAAUUGGAAUGCAAGUAUUUGGUACUAUUAUUUUAGAUUCAAAAUCUUCCAUUACCCGUCACAAUAACUUCCGGAGUUUUUCUUCUGCAUUAUUGCUUCUCUUUAGGUGUGCUACAGGAGAAGCUUGGCAGCAGAUAAUGCUGUCCUGCCUGUCAGGUCAAGCUUGUGACCCAGAAUCCUUGCGACCUGAUGACCCACCAGACAUGGCUGAAACAGGAUGUGGUUCAGAUAUUGCUUACAUGUACUUUGUCUCAUUCAUAUUUUUAUGUUCAUUUUUGAUGCUUAAUCUGUUUGUUGCUGUCAUUAUGGAUAACUUUGAUUACUUGACCAGAGAUUCCUCUAUAUUAGGACCACAUCAUCUAGAUGAGUAUGUCAGAGUCUGGUCUAUAUAUGAUCCAAAAGCCUCAGGCAGGAUCCACUAUACAGAUAUGUAUGAAAUGCUGAGAACCAUGGAGCCUCCAGUUGGGUUUGGAAAGAAAUGUCCUUACAAACUGGCCUACAGGAAAUUAAUCCGCAUGAACAUGCCAGUAGCUGAAGAUGGGACAGUUAAUUUCACAACUACUUUGUUUGCCUUGAUUAGAGAAUGCUUAAUUAUCAAAAUGGCUGAAGCUGAUUUAAUGGACAAAAAAGAUGAUGAGAUGAGAGAAACUUUACGUAAACUUUGGCCAGUGCCAAGCAAGAAAAUGAUGGUUCUAUUGAUGCCACCCAAUGAGGAACUGGAUGAAGGUAAAAUGUCUGUGGGUAAAAUCUAUGCAGGAUUACUAAUAUCAGAAAACUGGAAGGCUUACAAAGCAAGUCAGAAUGCAUCCAAUAACUUCAAAAUGCGGCCUUCUUUGUUCCGUCGUCUGAUGGGCGGAAUGAAAUCAUCUGGGAGAUCCAACCAGUCCUUGGAUUCUGUACAUUCCGAUGAGAAUGAUGGUGGAGGUGGUGGAGCAGGACAUAGCUUCCUAAGGAGGAACAGCAGCAAGCGGCGCAAAGGAGGCGACCCAGCAGAUAAUUCUGGCUUGCAGCCAAGCACAGACUUUUCUGGUGGACUUCGACCUGAACAUGCCUCUGCCAUGAUUGGAAUGGGAAAUCGUGCUGGUGCCAUAUCACCCUCUCUACCUCAAACACCACUAAGUCCAAGAUCUCCACUGGGUGCUUCAAGCCCCUUUGGCUCCCCUCGGACCUCACCUAUACCAUCGUUGCGCUCUCCGUCCCCUAGGAAGUUUGAUGUUGGAUUUGCUGCUGCUGUAGCCAACCUAUGUGAACAAGCUCACACUAUUGCAGAUCAGGAUAGACAGAAAAGAUUUGGUAUAAAAGAAGAUAGUAUAUCAUCUUCAUCACCAACUUUCCGUGGUAGAUCUAGACAAAGGGCAAGGCCAUUACUACAAACUCAAUCUCAAGUCCAAAGUUCCCCGCUACCAAGCCCUGGCGUACCAAGAUUUAAAAAUGUGGGAGAUUCUGGUUUCUACAGGUCCACGUCAUUAGAGACUAGAUCUAGAAGUCCAUCUCCUAAUUUAACUGCAUCUCCUCCAUUGAGGAGUGGCUCCACUAGUUUAAUUCAGAGGUCGAGGUCACCAUCUCCAUCAAUUUCAGCAGCUAGUCCACCAAUGAUUCAAAGGCAUCAUCGUCGAUUACCUAAUGCGCCAUCCCCUAGCAGUAGCAGUGGCAGUGUGACAACCACAUCCUCCCCAUCAAAGCCAGUGACCUUGAAUCUCUCUGAGCCUCGCUAUAGAAACAAUAUAGCUAUCAAAGACACAUUACCUGUUCGGGGUGCCAUAUCUCCUCCAGGAAGAGGUAAUAUAAAUUUUCCAAGACUCAAUGCAUCUCCUACUCAUGUUCCCAAGUUAAACAUCCCAGUCUCUGCGACUUCUUCUGGUACUGCUGUAGCCCCCAUCCCACCUCAUCAUGUGCGACAUGCGCCACCGCCUGGCCGACUAAGUAGACCUGAGCCCUACAGCCCAACAGAGAGAAACAAUUUAAACAAACUCUCAGAACCUUCUCCUUCUAGAUCUAGUACAUUGCCGUCAGCUCACAGAACUAGCGGUUACCAUUAUGAUGAAUGGGGUGGCCAGGAACGUACAAAGGAUGGAGGCCGGGACUCUCGGUCUUUACCACGGACAUCAGUCAGGUCUUUGUCUAGGUCACCUGACCCUCAAAGUGGUGGUCUGCAUGAAGAAAACUUUAUAUCAGCCAGUCAGGCUGAAGGGAACUCUCCGCACUCAAGGGGUAGAAUUGUACCUAAUGGUUUUAAGCACAGAGGGCGUAAGCCUGAAAAGUAUGAAAUGAGAAGUGACAGUCAUGCAGCCUUACACGAAGAUUCUGAUGAGGAUGAUGAUGACUGGUGCUGACCAGACAAGUUGAGCAUUUCAUUUUUCUAUUCCAUUCUACAAGUUAACAUUAUUAAAUAUACCAACUUAACAUUUUAAAAAUAUAUUUUUGUUCAUCUUUCCAAUAUUCUAUUUAGCUUUUACUUAUACACUUUAGUAUUCUAAAAUUUCUAUGUCAAAAUAUCUCAAUUAUUUGUUUGUAAUGAGAAGUAGAUUUAUAUUAAAACAUGGACUUUGUUUUUGUGGUUCAAUUCUGUUUUCAAUUGCUUGACAUUAUUAUAAAAGUUCAUAUAUUACAUUGCUAUUGGUGUGUCUCAUACCUUGUUUAAAAUUGCCUCGUUGAUGCUUUUUAUUCAUGUUUAACUUUGACUUUACUUUGUGUGAUACAAAAUGUGUAUGGAUGUACUUGAAUAGGAAUGUCAUUUUAGUGUCAUUUAUAGUUGGGUUUUUUUUUUUUGAGAUCUUAUAGAAACUUCAAAUUGAACUAGUGAUUCAUCAAGUCCUCAAUUUUCUUUUAUUAUAAAACAAUUAUUUCUUAGUUUCCCAGGUUUGGAAUAUUAAAACAAUUUGAGUAAUUUAUGAUAGCAGUUUCUUAACUUAUAUUAUUUUUUUAGUCUUCUGAAACAUAUUUUCCUUUAAAAGAAAACAGUGGGAAUUUUAAGCUUUUACAAGAAUAAGCAAUUUCCACUUGUAUCUUCUAAUUUUUAUGUUAUUUGAAAUUCAAAUUGUUUUGAAGUUUAAAAUAUUUUUUAAAGCUGAAUAACUUAUUAUCUAGGCCUGUUCUUUCUUUUCAUUCUUUUUUCUCUAAAUUUCUAUUUAAGUAAUCAUGUCAGAUUUAAAUGUCUAUUUUAUAUAAUUUACAAUCAUAUACCUUCUCAUUUUUACUUGUAUUGCCAGUGGAAUCUUCGACAUUAGUUAGUCAAAAUUUUAUUUUCAUAAUUUGAAAAUUUUGGAUCUUUUCUAUAGUGAAUAAAAACAGACACAACAUUAUUCUCAGGCUUAAAUCAAUGACUAAAUUGGAUUUCCCUUAAGACACCAGUCGAUGAAAGAUUGUUGUGCCCAAGUUGUUUAGAUUUUAUUUUGAAAUUACACUACCAGAGAAUUAAUAUCAAACUAAGGACAGAAAACACAAUUAAACUUUAUAUUUUCUUUAUACAUAUGUAUUAAUAAAUUAUUUUUUGUAAAGAAUGUUGUGACAGUAGUGACCUAUAAUGAAAGCUCACAUUUUAGUUUUUCUUGUCAAUGUGUUUGGUACAAAAGUAGAAGAUGGAUUGAAGAUAUAUAGAGAGUUGAACUAUAUACUGCUGAGUAUGUAUGUUUUUGUGUGACUUAACUGACAUGGUGUACCUCAAUAAAUAGACUUAAAACUAAAAGAAAAAAAUCAAUAUCUAUAUUAACACACACAAAAUAUGCUCAUUACAAACUGCUUUAUUUAUUAUUUAUUUGUGUGAUAUAUUACAAUAGCUCUUGUCAGAUGAAAAUUGGAACCAUGGCGUAGCAAGGAAUUUGCUAUCAUUUGGAGGUUUGACCUCUUUGGAGGCCCCUGCAUUUUGUGUAAUAUUUGAUGUAAAAAAAAAAUAAAACACUCAUUUGGGGGCCCCCUUCAAGUGGGGGCCGGGGGGGGGAUUUUCAAAUUCUCCCCCUCCCUCCCCCUACCCUAGCUAUGCCUCUGAAUUGGAAACUGUGAUUUCAUACUAGACAUAGACAUUUAAUAUUUAGAAUAAUAUUUUUGACCAUACUUAUGUUUUGCACUUAUUUAUUGUAAUUCCAUAUCUUUUUUCAUGUGAACUGUACAUUGUGUGUUGUGUAUAAUGUAUUGACUAUACUGGGGGGGAGGGGGAACAUGGACACAUAAUUUAGCCUAUUCUUUUCUCUGUUACAUAGCAUACUGUACAAUAUAAUUUAGCCUCUUCUUUUCUCUGCUACAUAGCAUACUGUACAAUAUAAUUUAGCCUCUUCUUUUCUCUGCUACAUAGCAUACUGUACAAUAUAAUUUAGCCUAUUCUUUUCUCUGUUACAUAGCAUAUUGUACAAUAUAAUUUAGCCUCUUCUUUUCUCUGCUACAUAGCAUACUGUACAAUAUAAUUUAGCCUAUUCUUUUCUGUGCUACAUAGCUUACUGUACAGGUAAAUUGAGAUAGAAAAGAGGAAUGGUGGCUGAGUGGUAAAACACUUUGCUUUUGAACUGUGGGGUCCUGGGUUUGAAUCCUGGUGGAGACUGGGAUUUCUUAAUUUUAGGAUCUUUAGGGCGCCUCUAAGUCCACCCAAUUCUAAUGGGUACCUGACAUUAGUUGGGGAAAAGUAAAUGCAGUUGGUAUUUUGCUGGCCACAUGACGCCCUCAUUAACCAGGGGCCACAAAAACAGAUGACCUAUACAUUAUCUGCCCUAUAGAUCACAAAGUCUAAAAGGGAAACUUUACUUUACACUUAUUGUGGUGUUUCAGACUGUCAUGACUAUGUUUUUGGGUUUAAAACAUUCCCACUUCAUUCCCUGCCAUCCUGCAGGAGUUUUGGAAUAGGAUGGAUAAUCAUCAUUUCUAACAGAAUGUCUGAAACAUUUUUUAAAUCCAUUUUAAAUCUACAACUGGUUUUAGUAGAUUAGGUGAUGACUUACAACUUUUUGAAGCCAAAUAGAUUUCAUAUUUACCCAUGCUUCCAUACAUUGUCAGUUUAGAAUGUCUUUUGUUGUCAUGAAUUAGAACCAUGGACUGUCAUCAGAAGCUCAAAGUUGUUUCUCAUUUUACCGCACUGAUAACUAUUAACUUAGUAUCUCCUAAGAAAAUCAUUCCAUUAUCUUAAUUUAUAAUAUGUAAAAAGUUAUCUGAUUACGUUUUCCUUGCUUUGUUUGUCCUAGUAGAAACUCAUUUAGACAAGAGACUUUUGACCUCCAAAAAUAUCUUCCAUCAAACCUUUGAGCAAUGAAAUAAAUGAGUACAAGCAAAAUAUAUCUUUUAACAAUGUCAAGAGCGUUUAUUUAUGUUUUUUUUGCAUAUAUUGAAUAUAUACACAUGUUUGCAGAUUAAGGGAUGGUUCUGUGAAAUGUAAACAUGUAAGUGAUGUUUAAUAAACUCAAUUUAUUGUGGCCAUAGACCUGAGUCCUACAGUCCAACAGAGAGAAACAAUUUAAAUAUAUAUUGUGGGAAUAUGGAACCAUUCCAAAGUCAUAUUUUUAUUUUAGAUUUAUGAAUUUUAUCUGUGGUAAUUAUCUUAGUAGGAUCUAUUUUAUAUUUUGUUCACUGAAUUAACAACAUUUGUUUAUUUUUCAAAGUUCAGCUAACAUUUGUAAUCAAAUUUUGUCUUCAAUCUAAUUGUUUGUAAUAUAAGUAAACAAAAAAAUAUUUUAUGCCAAGCUAAAAUCUGUGAAAUCAGAAUUCAACUUACUGAUACCAAAUUGAAAUUUGUCACUAUGUUUUGGAUCACUGCUGUCAAGAGCUUUGCUUGUAGUUAGUCCUUAGUUUUGUACAGAUUUUCUGAGCAGCACUUAAUCCCAGAUUUUAUUUCAUUGAUUGUGCCUUUGUUUACUUAAUUGUUUGUAAACAUGUCCACUGUUUUCUUGCUGGCUUACUAAACAUUCAGUUCUAGCAAAAACACGAAUACAUUUGACAUUUUCUCCAACAAUGUUGAUGCUAAUCAUCUUUAUUAUCUGCAAUUAAAUUUGUUUAAAAUUGUGUAUGUUGCUGAACAUUGAUAUUUUUUUUAAAAUGUUGUGUAAUCUGACACAUUAUUCAAUUAAGCACUAAGCAUCAGGUUGCUGUUAUUAUAUUUUUUUAUGAUUAAAAUAACUUUUAUGUAUAAAUAGAUAUAUAGUCCUAUAAAAAAUAAUGAUACCAAGACACAAAGCUAUUAGCCAGAGCAACCUUAGUCUAAAGCCUUUAUAGCUGGUCACAUGGUGUGCACCUAUGCUCAUCUCUUGUUAAGUUUUAAACGACAAACAUGCUAGAUCUAGAAACAGUAAAAAAUAAGCAUCUAGUGUUUCCUUUUAAGCCAAGUAGUGGGAAGCUUGAUCGAGAGGUUAAGUACGCUUGAACUUGGUUUGGCUACCUAUGAAGGGGCUCGAGGUUUGACACCCGACUCGAGCAGAGUUGUGUUUACUGAGCACCUAAAGACACCCCCUCCGCCUCCCAACUCCACAAAUGAGAUUGGACCAUGUACCGCUCUGAGUAUGCUAUAAGCAUGAAAUUAGCAUCAUAUGAAAGCUACAAUUAAUAUUAUUAUUAUUAAGUAUUUGUAUAAAAAUACACCCAGAGAGAGAGUUCAGGAUGAAACCUAGAGAGUUUGCAAGUUUUGUUUCUCCUUUUAAAUAUUGCCAUUUUGUUUGCCAGUUUGUUUACUUAUUUGUCUGCAAUAUUUAUAUUUUUUUUUGUACAGAAAAGCUGCACAGUCUUCAUAUAUAUAAUCUAUAUUUGAAAGUAUAAAAAAAAAUAUAUAAAGAAUUGUUUUAUUUUUUUUUUAUUUGUGGUUUCACCUUAUCUUAUAUGCUCAUUUACGUAAUAAUUCAUGUUAUCACAUUAUGCAUGUCAUAUUUCUGUAUGUUUCUUGAUGCAACAUAUGAAAUUUAUUUGUUUGCUAUGGGGGUUUAAUAGCAGGUCAGAAAAAUAAUAAUAUUUUGAGGAUGAUGUAGUUUGUAGACUAAGGUCUUACUGAGUGAAUGUGGUCCAAGAAUAAAUUAAUGUCUUACUUAGAUACAUGUUGGUGAUUUCUUAGUCAAUACUCCUGAUCUUUGGGAUGCACCCCUUACUCCGAGGUAAAUGUGUACCAGUAUAUCCCUAAAAUGCUUGACUUUUCAGGUUUUGUAUCUGUGAUGUAUCAGAAACUAUAUUAGUCUAUUUAUUGACUGUUUUAUCAUGUAACCAGUUGAAAAAACAGGACUGAUCAUUCUGUGAUGUCAACUUCUCAUGCACCUACCUAUAUAUUAGCAUAUAAUUCAGAGAACAUACUUACUGUUGACUGAUUUUCCAUUCCUUGAUUUUUUUUUUUCUCCCCUGACCAAUGGUUCUCAUUGUAUUUAUUUGCAUUUGUAUUCCAGUAUAAUACAUUUUUUUUUUCUUUUUGAAAAUUAUUUUCAUAUUUUUAUCUCUAUGACAAUAAUUGUUGCCUUUACAAAUAAAAGAAACAUUUGAACACAA